AGCGCGCCGGACAGCAGCUGCACGCGUCAAGCCACACGUCGUCGCAUCGCUAUAAAUAAAACGGUCGCUUGUGCGCGGGUGUGGGUUCGCGCACCCCGAACCGCGUCGUCGGCUGGAUUGCACUAGAGCAGUACGUCGCGUGUACCUGUUCGCUGCGUACGAGUGUCGCACAAAGUCGACUGAGUCCAAACGGGGCGCCUACAGCGUUGAACGCGGCCGUCUAACUGGGGACGAAUCGGUGGAGAUUAAAAAUGUCGGUCAUAACCAUAUGUAAAGCUGUCGAAGAAAUGAAUACAUUUAAAAAUCAACCAAACACUAAACUUAUCAAUUCUUCUACUUUGACAAAAUUAUCAGAGAAAACAUCAUUAACUGUACCAUCUACAUCAUCCGUCCAGCCAAAUCAGAUAUUAUUAAUUAAUAAUGUCGAAGGACAACCCGUAUCUGGUAUAUUAUUACCUUCUAAUCAUUUCAUGUUAAAAUUGAAUCAAAACCAGCACCAACCAGAAUCAGAUCCUGAUGAUAACACUGAGCGUGAAUCUACAUCAAAAUAUUUUUCAAUGAAUAAGAGUGAAAAGAAAAUGUUUAGAGAAACAUUUUUUCGUACACUUCUCGAAUUUAUGCAUGAAAUUGUGAAGGAUGGUCGUAUUGUUAGUUCUUCUGAUCAUAUAUGGGAACGUGUUGCUUCAAAAUUAGAUAAUAUUCUUAAACCAAAAAGUAUUUACAACCGUUUUAUUCUUAAUAAACAUUCUUGUAGAACAAGGUUAAUUGAAGCAUAUCUUAAAGACCCUAAAAGUCAAACUACAGAUAUAUCCAUACUAAACCAUAUGAUGAAAACGGAUAUGCACCAUGAAGUUGUUGAAAAAAGACCGGGUCAUGUUGAUAAUGAAACAUUUUAUGAUGCUUUGUUCGUAUUCAAAGAUAAGGUUCUUAAGGAUGGAGAGGUAGCGCCAAGUGUGGAUUCUGUAUGGAAUCAAAUCUCAGCGCACUUAAACUAUGCUUUAAAGCCCAAUAGUAUUUACUUAAGAUUCAAACGUAAUACCCACAACUGUCAUAAAAAAUUGCUUACUCAUUGUAAACUUGACCCAUCUAAAGCCAAAACCUAUGACGUUCCUAGUCGAAAAUUUGUACCAUCCACAGAAAAGCUUCAAAACAAAGUAAAAAAAAAAAGUUUGAAAUUUGAAGAUCCUUCAAAAUUUUUCAAAGCAUUAUACAUUCAUAGAAAAAAAAUUAUACAAAAUGGUUCAAUAGCAAGAUAUAAUAAUUCUGUUUGGAAUGAAGUGGCAAAGAUGUUAGAUUACGCUUUGCAGCCAUCUGAUGUCCAUUCAAAAUUUAUUCGUAAUCAUGACUUAUGCCAGACUAAACUUAUUGAGGCAUGUAAGGAAGAUGAGAAUUUCACUCCAUUAGUCGUUCCAAAGUUAAACAAGCCUAAUAGUGUAUCUGAUGAAGCAUUUUUCAGCGUAUUAUGUAAAUAUCGUGAUGAUAUUUUACAAAAUGGGAGUGAAAUAGCUAAAUUUUCAAAUCCUGUUUGGACUCAAAUUUCAAGAGAUCUUAACGAUACGUUGAAGCCAGCAACUGUAUACUUCAGGGUAACAAGAAAUUCCCAAUUAUGCUUAAAUAGGCUUCUUAAACCCACUGAAUUAUUAACAGACUUUACUUGCAAAGACACAAUUAAUAAAGACCAGUUUUUUGAAACAAUAUGCUUGUAUAAAUAUUCAAUAAUGAAUGGUGAUCAAGUUGUAGAUUUAAGUGAUCCCGUCUGGAAUGAAAUUUCUCUUCGAUUAAAUUCUGAAUUAUCUCCAGAAGUCAUCUAUGACAUUAUUUCUAAGGAUAAAGAUAUGUGCAAAACAAAAAUGAUUCAAGCUCUUAAAACAGAACGUAGUGUGUUUUCCGGAGAACAUCCAGAAGUAUCUGAAAGUAUGACUGAAUUAACAACAAUAGUUGAAUGUAAUAUUUCCAAUGGAUCAAAUGAUGAUUUUAUUGAAGUAAUUAAUGAAUUUAAGGAUUCUAUUUUACUAGCCAAUGGACAAAUAGCUUUAAAAGACGACCCCGUAUGGAAACAAAUAUCAAGUCGUUUGAAAGAUUUGAAUGCAGAUGAUGUUUAUUCAUAUAUCAUUAAUGAUUAUAAAAAUUGCCGUACUCGACUUUUUGGUGUUAAUUCUGUUCCUAAAAGCGACUUAUUUGAAGCUAUAUUUGCACACAGACAAUCAGUUAUAAACAAUAAUAUUAUUGCAAAUAUUAAUAAUGCAGUAUGGACAAAGAUUAGUCAAAAAAUUAAUUAUGCAUUGAAACCCAGAGAAAUUUAUACGAGAUUCAUUAAAGAUAUUGAUGGUUGUCGUACAAAGCUGUUGAAAUCUUCAAAAAAAGAAUUUUGCCGUUCUCAAGGUAUUGAUAAAGAUAAAUUUUUAGAUGUGAUAAUUAACCAUAAGGACUCUAUACUUAAAAAUGGAACACAUGCUAAACCUAGUGAUCCAAUUUGGAGAGAAAUUGCAUCUAAACUGAAUUUUUUAGUAAAACCAUUAACUCUUUAUAAUAACUUUAUGUUAAAUAGACACAAUUGCCAACAGAAACUUCUAGAAGCUUGCGAAACAGAUAAAAAUGAAAUAACUUCUUCACCAAUUUCAUCAAAAAUUACUUCUCAGAUGGACCACGAUUACACAAAGGGUGAUGCAGACACUAGUUUUGAAGAUUUGAUAUCCAUGAGACAAAAAGUUGGCUAUGUACAAGAAAAUGACUUUAUUGGCGCUUGUUUAGUGUUCAAAAAUAGAUUAGUGAAAAAUAACUGUAUAGUUCCAUCUACUGAUAAUGUUUGGAAUGAUAUAUCGAAACAUCUCAAUUAUGCAAUCAAAGCUAAAACAGCUUAUUUGAGGUUUAAACGUAACACUCAUAAUUGUCAAGGGAAAUUAUUUGGAAAUUUUCAAUUAAACAAUGUUUUACAGGAAGGAGAUGAAGAUUCUUAUUCUGUUGAAGACCAAAGCAUUGAAGAUGAAAUGUUCUUUGAUGCAAUAUCAAUUUUCAAACAUUCCAUUAUCAAUAAUGGUGUUUUUGCUAUGGCGUCUAGUCCCGUUUGGUUAGACGUUUCAAAUUUAAUGAAUAAUUUACUUUCUCCCGAUGAAGCAUUUUGGAAAUUUCGACAAAACAGUGAUUCAUGUAGAACAAAAUUAAUUAAAAAGUGUUUAGCAGAUUGGACUAACGAAUCUUCUUCUGUAAUUAAAAAUCGAAUCCAAGUAAUUAAAUCAAAAGAAACAUCAUGGAAAGAAACGCUAAAAUCUGAACAAACUGCAAGGAUGGAGAAAAAAAAUUAUAUAAAAACAUCAAAUUUGAAUGAUGAUGUAUUUUAUGAUGCCAUUUAUAAAUAUAAAAAUGAUAUAUUUCAUAACGACUUGAUUGCAAGCUGUACAAGUCCUGUAUGGACAGCUAUAUCCAAAGAGUUAAACAAUGAAAUGGAACCAUCAACUGUAUACUUAAGGUUUAGGAAUAACAUGACUAAAUGCAACUUGAAGUUUGCAGAAGCCGCUCAAAGACACAAUACCUAUCAAUUAAAACAAAAACAUAGCCAAAUGAAAAAACAAAAACAAUUAUUAAUUGAAGAUAAUUCUAAUGAAUCAUAUGAUAAACAUAUAGUUAUGGAUUAUGAUGGCGAAGAAAUUAUAGAAAUUAAAUCUGAUAUGGAAAAGUUUAAAACUAAGGGUUACAAACAUAUCCAUAAAACUAUACCUAUGCAAAUAGAGUUGCAAACAAUUAAACAUGAAAAUAAAUGAAAAUUAUACUUUCAAUAAAUUCAGUAUAUUGGUUACAGCCAACAUGCAAAUACUAACUUAUAUUUGAUCUUAAUUUUAAAUGGAAUUUAAUAAGGAUCUCUUAGAUAAAUAUGUUUUUUUUUAAAUAUUAUUCUUUAAAUAUACAUAUACUUAAUAAUGACUGAUUAAUGUUACCUGUAAUUUUAAUUUAAUUUAUUUGUUUACCUUGUUUUUAUUUUUGUAUUCUUUCAUCUAACUAUAAGGUUGUGCAUUAUGUGUGUUCAAUAAUAUGUCCUUAUAAAUAAUUAAU
Rhopalosiphum maidis (corn leaf aphid) is the source of this 4047-nucleotide messenger RNA. RefSeq lists its product as uncharacterized. The transcript has 2 exons. Bases 252 to 3758 code for a protein of 1168 amino acids. The record is from RefSeq and is a predicted model, not a curated record. NCBI's taxonomy places the organism in Eukaryota, Metazoa, Arthropoda, Insecta, Hemiptera, Aphididae.